AUGGUAGAGGCCAAGGAGAACGACGUCUACGAAGAGGAGCUCCUGGACUACGAGGAGGACGAUGACAAGACGGUCGAUGGCUCCGCCGGUAAGCCCACCGGAGAGGUCGCGAAGAAGGGCUACGUCGGGAUCCACAGUUCCGGUUUCAGAGACUUCCUGCUCAAGCCAGAGCUGCUUCGUGCUAUCCAGGAUUGCGGUUUUGAGCAUCCUUCCGAAGUGCAACACGAGUGCAUCCCUCAAGCCAUUCUUGGAAUGGAUGUCAUCUGUCAAGCUAAAUCUGGGAUGGGAAAAACUGCUGUUUUUGUCCUUUCAUCCCUCCAACAAAUUGACCCUGUUGCGGGUCAGGUAGCAGCACUUGUACUGUGCCACACUAGGGAACUGGCUUACCAGAUAUGUCAUGAAUUUGAGAGGUUCAGCAAAUAUCUCCCUGAAGUUAAAAUUGCUGUCUUCUAUGGAGGUGUUCACAUCAGGAAGCAUAAAGAUUUGUUGAAGAAUGAAUGCCCUCAUAUUGUGGUCGGCACGCCUGGAAGGAUACUUGCUCUUGCCAGGGAUAAGGAUCUCUCCUUGAAGAAUGUGAGGCACUUCAUUCUUGAUGAAUGUGACAAGAUGCUCGAAUCACUUGACAUGCGGAAAGAUGUUCAGGAGAUUUUCAAAAUGACUCCUCAUGAUAAGCAAGUCAUGAUGUUUUCAGCAACGCUCAGCAAGGAGAUCCGUCCUGUAUGCAAGAAAUUUAUGCAAGAUCCGAUGGAAAUAUAUGUUGAUGAUGAGGCAAAGUUGACCCUCCAUGGUCUUGUACAGCACUAUAUAAAACUUAGCGAGGCUGAGAAGAACCGGAAACUGAAUGAUCUCUUGGACGCUCUUGAUUUCAACCAAGUUGUGAUAUUUGUGAAGAGUGUUAGCAGAGCUGCCGAACUGAAUAAGUUGCUUUGUGAGUGCAACUUCCCAUCAAUCAGCAUUCAUUCUGGAAUGACCCAGGAAGAAAGGCUAACCAGAUAUAAGAACUUUAAGGAAGGCCACAAGAGAAUUCUUGUGGCUACAGAUUUAGUUGGCAGGGGCAUUGACAUUGAGCGUGUCAACAUUGUGAUAAACUAUGACAUGCCAGACUCAGCUGAUACUUAUUUGCACAGGGUUGGAAGGGCUGGCCGUUUUGGCACAAAGGGACUUGCAAUUACCUUUGUUUCCUCUGCUUCGGAUUCUGACGUUCUUAACCAAGUGCAAGAAAGGUUUGAGGUAGACAUAAAGGAACUGCCUGAGCAAAUUGACACUUCCACCUACAUUAUCUUUGUGUUUUGUAAUGUGGCCUUACAUGCUUCUUGUAUUGUGAUUGUCAGUGCCAUCGUCUACAGCGUGACUCACCAAAAAGUUAAUGUGUACCCCCAGUCGUAUCUUGCAGUGGCAGUAGUACCAUGUACUCCUCGGGUACAGAUUGUUAAAAAUUCCAGUGACAUAUUGUCAUGGGGUUUGGCCUUUUCUUAA
This is a messenger RNA of Miscanthus lutarioriparius, 1476 nucleotides long. Lineage: Eukaryota; Viridiplantae; Streptophyta; Magnoliopsida; Poales; Poaceae. The record is from the annotation of a GenBank genome assembly.